CAGUGCCAUAUUAAAAAAAUGUUAUACUUAGUUUUACUUUAGUAAGGAUGAUUGUUCAUCAUCUGGAUUAAAUUGUCUGUGAUACACAUUUUUCUUGUUACAGACUAUGAAAAAUUACUAGAAAGCAAUGUUAUACUUAAUGUGAAAAAAAUGCUAAAAGAAAUAUUGUUAAUAACACCUUGAGAAUUGUUUUGAAGAAUAGGCUGCUUUAGUGCCGUUAUAUUUAUCAGAAGCACUUGUAUAUACUAUGUAGUGAAUGGGAGAACCCCAGUCUGUUUCAUGAGUUACAACUAGUGAUGUCUUUGUUACAGAGGUAGAUUAAAGGGCUAUCAUGCACUCAGGAUUACUCAAAAUCUUCUCUUAUCUAGCUAAUUGCCGUUAUCUUGUAUGUAACCUAUGAUUUGUUUAUCAUGUGUGAACUUAGAAUAACCUAAUUUGAAUUUAAUUUGUUGUUUUCGUGGGAACACAAAUUUUGGAAAUUAGUGAACACAAUCAGUUUUAAUUUCCAUAAGGGUAAUUUUAUCUGUAGUUUCAUUGUAUUUUGUCCCUGUAAACCUUAAAAGAAACAUUAAAAACCAUGUGUGAUGAUCUGUACUAAAUUCGGUUUUUCCAGCUUUAAUAAUUCUUUACAUAUAUUAUUUGCGAUAUCGUAAAUUGAUGUGUAAUACCGAUUGGAUAAUCACCUUUUUUAGCACAGAAUAUAUUUUUGAAAGUCAAAAUUAAAUAUAGUGAAAAUGUUUCCAAAAUUAAGCAGAGAACUUGUUUGUAUAUUGAGUUUAAGUGUAUGUUUUAUGUUGCUAUUUGCUGCUGAUUAUUCAAUGGUGAACAUGCAGAAAAUUGUAGUGUCAAGUAUAGCCGAUGACAAUCCAGGGUUUGAAGUGGAGGGAUACACAGUGACUGGAAUCACAUACACCAUGUUUGCCAUUACUCUAUGGUUUGGUCCAUACAUCAACUAUGCUGUGGGUACCAGACUUACCAUGGCCAUCUCUGCACUGGGAUACUUGUUUUACGUGGGAUCCUAUGCGAUGGAAACAGAGUGGGCUAUCUAUGCAGGAGGUGUAUCUGUUGGUAUUGCUGCAGGAACACUGUGGCCAGCUCAAGGCCAUUACAUGAUAGAAAAUUCCUCUCCAGAAACAACACCUCGAAAUGUUGGCAUCUUUUGGUUCAUAUUUAUGAGUUCGAACAUGCUGGGUAAUAUUUUUGUGUAUUUCGCGUUUCAUGGGAAGAAAUACAUUGGGCAGACCACUAGAAGAACAGCUAUUUACUCUUUAAUAGUCAUCAACACACUUGCUGUUAUUUCGUUCAUGUUCCUGCCCAAGUCAGCCAGUACACAGAAAGUAAGAGAUUAUGGUCCUAUAAAAACAAUGAGACAGAGUUGGAGGAUAUUGGUUUCACCCAAGAUGUUGUGGCUUGUAUUAACUUUCUGUUACACAGGGUUGCAGCAGGCUUUCUGGAAUGGAAUAUAUAGCCCCAGUGUUGGGUUUACUCUAGCAUUUGGUGAUUCUGCGAAGGAGUUGGUGGCUCUGAGUGGAAUAUUUAUGACUUUUGGAGCUGUCUUUGGAGCGUUGUGUUUGAUCGUGCUCUCUGGAUGGAUCAGGGGUCAUCGCUACGCUCGCAGGAUGUUUGUACUUGCAGGCUGCACUGCUCAGAUGCUCGCUUACCUCAUUUCAUACAUAAAUUUACCUAAUAGUGCUGUUUUCGGAAAUACACAUGAACAAAGUCUCAUUACACCCAGUGCGAAGUUGGCAAUGACUGCCAGCCUUCUGCUCUGCUUUGGAGAUUCUUGCUUAUCAACCCAGAUAUAUUCACUCAUUGGAGAUUUCUACAGAGAGUCAAGUGCUGAGGCGUGUGCACUGUACAAGUUUGUCAAGGGAGUGUUGGUUGCAGUAAGCUUCUACUGGUGUAGUCAUCUUGGGCUCCACACACAGCUGGUGAUCAUAGCAGUAAUGGCUGUAGUUGGAGGUGCUGCCUUCUUUGUAGCAGACCGACCUUCAGAUGUCUCUCAUCCAGUUAGAAAAGAUAACAUUGUCUCAACAUCAUCUAAUGGCUAUGAAAACUCCAAAGUAUAGCAAUACAGUGCCAAUUAAGUUUUACUCAAUAAGAAGUCAGAAUUAUAUUUAAAAAAAUAACUAAACAUUUUGGUUUCUAAAUAAUUUUUUAAGCGUUGAAAAUUUAUUCAUAGAUUAAAGUUGAUGUUAAGAUAAAACACUACAAUAGUCAAAGUUACUAUGUAUAGUACAAGGAGUAUUUGAUUUGAUCAAAUGUGAGAUUGACCAUUAAUAAUAGAUUACUAAUGCUGAAUUAAUAGAUACUGAUGUUUGGACUUUAUCCUCUUAAUUUUGUAAUGAUAAUUUAAUUUUCCAUAGAGAAUUUCUUCACCAAGAAGUAGUCACUUGCAAAAAUGUUGGAUGUUUUAAAAUGUGUAAUGGUACAAAUGUUAAAUAAUUUUUGUUUUUUCAUGAUAGAGAAUCUUGUACUUAGGAGAAUGAAUAUUUAGAUACAAAAGUCUAAGUAGUAGAAUAAUAAUUAAAUUAAAGAUUAAAGACUUUGUUUUCCCAUUUAUUUUCAAAGACAUUUGUUUUCUGUGUUUUGAAUUGUUUUCUCACUAUCUAAUUUAAGCACUUCUGAAGAUCAGCAACACACAAACCCAUAAUAGAGCUUUUCUCACAUUAAAAUUACUAAUUACUACAAUUGAUUUUGUUGAGUACAAUGAUUUAAAUUUAUUUCUUUUAAGUGUAAAAAUUUUAAGUAUAAAAAUACUGAAUGUAUUUUUAACAAUCAGUAUUAUUUAUCUUCACAGUUUUGGAAUAUCUUGACCAAACAGAAUUUCGUAAAACUAUGUGCAUACACUAUUAUAUUUUUUAUUUACCUACCAAUUGAAAAUCAACUGUUUCCUUCUUUGUACGGUACACCAUAAAUUAAAUUAAAAAUAUAUCUUUUUUUAAUAAUUUGUUUUUUGAAAUUUAUAUAACCUCUUUAGAUGUUCUUGCCACAUUAUAUUAUGUACAUGUACCACUUUAAACUCAAACUGGCUGUCAUGUUUUUCUCAGAUGGCAGGCCAUUUUUUGGUGUUUUGUACCCGUAUUUAAACACUUUGUAAAAAAAUACAUCUUUACUAUAAAACUAUAUGUGUAAUACGUUACUUUUUUCAGGAAUAUGUGGAGAUAAUUAUGGCAUAACAACAUUAUGCAUAAACCAUAAAAAAUGUCUACACUAAUUUUUUGUUUUGUUUUUAUUUUAAAGUGGUGGGACUGCCCUUGGUAAAGUGUGAUUAUAUUAUAAAUAUUAGAAUCUGAGAUAGCCAACUUAUUCCGUGUUUUAUAUAGUUUCAGAAAAUAUAUAAUGGUAUCUGGGUUCGCUUGAAGAAAAAUUAUAUUGUAAAACCACUAACAGUACACAAAAGGCUAAAUUUGUUACCUUUUUAUUUUAAGGGGAGAUGUACGCCUAUAAGCCGCCUAUGUUAAAUUGUAUAACUUUAUGUUCCUUUUCUGAAGGAACUGCUUUACAUAUCUCAAUGAAACUUUUACCACUUAUACAAUACAUUACUAUAAACAACCCCUACCACUUUUAAACUUUUGUAUAAAAAAAUAAAUUUUUUAUGACAUUUCUAAAUUUUUUAAUAUAUGUUUUUACUAUAAAAUAAUUUUUUUUUACCCAUUUACAAACUUAGAGUUUCAAAUUUGCUAGGGGUUGUGUGUAUAUAUACAUACAUCAUACAUAAAAAAUUCCAUAAAGACUGGGCAAAUGGUUCCUGAGAAAAAGGAACAUUUGUAUGAAAAAUGUCAACUUUCGGGAAAUCGCAAAAACAUUAGCCUACUAUAAAACUUACUUACUCUCAGAACAUAUCGGCUUCAUAAUCUGGCUCCUUUUAAUUUUCCUCAUCCAGCAGCUUCUUUCUUAUCAUUCUAGUCCUCUUCCUGGCUUGUUUUGUCUCUUCUUAUCUGCUAUUUCAGAUUUUUUGAUUCGGUUGAUAUCAACAGCGCGGAGAGUUUUUGCACAGUUUUUACCUACUUUGAUACCAAUGCCCUCCAAAACCUGAAGUCUAUCUUUAUUUUCCUCAUUGAAUGUUACCACAGCAUCUAGUGUUCCAAAUUUUAAGAAACAAUUUCCAUACUUUACUAAUCACAAUUCACAAUACUGAGUUGUUUGUAAACAAAACAAAAUACAAAAAUAACCAAAUGAAAACUGUCAAAUAAACAAAGUAAUAACAGGUUAACCAACACAACAAUAUGAUAAACAUUAUCAGUACAGUUGUGUGUAUGUAUAAUAGUGCACUUGCACUAACUGGAUUAUUCAACCUCGCAUGGCAACUAUUACAGUGCUAUUUUAUUCCUGCUGACAGCGAUCAGUCAUUUUAUAAAAAUUUUUAUUGUUACCAAGCAACGUCCAAAUAUGCAUGUAUUAUAUAUCACUGGACUUGGAAAACUCCAUACUUUAAGAAAAAAAUAUAUAAACAUUUUUGAUUUUUUUUACGAUUUAGGCGUACAUCUCCCCUUGUAAUAAUUUUAAUUAUUGUCAAGAUUAUUUUAACAAAUUUACAAAUAAAUCUAAUUCUUUCACUAAAUGAUUCGAAAAUAUACAAAAAUUGAGAGAAUUAUAUUCACUACAGAACAGUAAAUAAAUUAAUAACCAAUUUCUAAAUUUUUUAUCUUUGAAAAGUGGUGGAAAUACCUAAUUUGUUACUACGAAUAUGAUUAUUUUCAAAAAUUAACUAACAAAAAUUUAUAUUUUUAACACUAAAUAUUUCCAAAGUAUACGGUUUAAUCAAUAUUUGCAUUCCUCAUAAACGAAAACAUGGGAAAGAUUUCUCGAUGUAUCGACAAAACUGGAAGUAUUAAUUUGAAUAAUUGUUAGAAGCAUAAGAAACAAAACUAUCUUAUUCAGUAAGCUUGGUGCAUUUCCUCCUCUGUAGACUAAUGGUUAUAGUCUCGGCUCUCUAAACGAGAGAUCACGGGUUCAUAUCCUGGGGAUGUCCAAUCAUGUACUUUGUAAAAUAAAAAACCAGUGCAAUUCGAAGCCGGCUUAGCUGACGAUGAGGCUUCGAAUGAGAUAAAAAAAAAAAAAAAAAGCUUGGUGCAUGUCAGCUGAUUCAGUUAGCUCUUGUCAUAUAUAAAAAAUAGCAGUUUUUUUUAGAUAUAGAAAACUGUGCGUUUUAUAUUGUAACUGAUAUUUUUAGCUUUUAUGUUUCUUUAUGCAUAACCAAUUUUGCUUUUUAUUUACAAGAAAUAUACAUUGCCCAAAUACUUCUGAUGCAGUUAACAUUAUAUGCGAAUUUUAACUGAUGGCACAUGAUUAUUAUAUUUAAAAUCUUUUUGUUUGAAAAGCUCUGAUGCAACAUUUAUUUUAUCUUAUUCAGAAUAAAAUUUGAGAUAAUUUUUAUACCCUAUAACUUGUAUUACUGUAUUAAAAUAAGAUUUCUACCACAUAAAUUACAACAAAUUAUUCACAGCGUUAUUUUAUAAGGUUCAGGAAGAGAAAAGUCCCUGAGCGGUGGGGGAAGAAAUAAAUUUAAUUAAUUACACUCAGCUAACCCUGGCUGACUAAGCUCACAUAAUCUUAAAGAAGAGAAAAGGGCAACUGCAACAUGAGUUUAGCCUCAAAAUAAGUAACUGACAGAUCGAGAUCUACUCCAGCAUGAUUCAAAUUCAAGAAUGCGGGAAAGUGAUAUCAUGUUGAGUUAAUGUGAUGCUAAAAGUGACUAGAAGGUUAUUGAUUGACUUCCAAUAUGGAGGUAUCACCUGAUUCUACACAAUUGUGUGAUUCUAUGAUGCCAGUUAUAAUGCAGCUCAUUGAAUAUUAUGUACAAAAAUG
Messenger RNA from Homalodisca vitripennis (glassy-winged sharpshooter), 5811 nucleotides. RefSeq names its product UNC93-like protein MFSD11. The record is from RefSeq and is a predicted model, not a curated record. The transcript has 8 exons. NCBI's taxonomy places the organism in Eukaryota, Metazoa, Arthropoda, Insecta, Hemiptera, Cicadellidae. Bases 735 to 2069 code for a protein of 444 amino acids.